GGAAUUCUGAAUGGCAUUUGUUUCGAACCCGGAUACGACCCGACGGAAAUCAACAUCGUUAUUUCCUCUUCUCCGUUUCAAUUCUAACCCUAAUAGUCAAUCGUCAGAGUUCAAGUAAUCGUCUUCAUUGGCAAUCAUCAAUACUCAGGGAUUUAUUAGCAGAAGAAGCCUUAAAUGUAAAUGGAAUCGUCUCUUGACUGCUCUCUUGCAUAUUCAGAUCGCUUCAACCUCCUUGUUCUUCGUCCAAUCCUUGCUAUCUCCUUUGUGCUUUCCUUGCUUCUUCUGGGUUGGUUCUUGGCCUGGAAGCUACUAUUGGUUCACGUCCCUCUGGUCCAGGAGAUAUUUGGUCUUAAGAAGAAACCAUCUCUUCCCAAGCCCUUAACCCGCCACCGGUUCUCACGUUUUUACAACACCCUUCAACAUUAAUUUUACGAUAACUUUCACGUCUCUGCUCCUUAGUGGCUGGUUGAUCUGAGUUUACUUCUUGGAAAUUAGCAUUGUUGAAUCAUUAGUAGACCGACCUAACUAUUCUCUGCAAGGCUUUCCAGUAAAGCAAUGGCGCUGAGGCGUUUCUUUGGUUUUUCUGAUGGUGAGCUGAUGAGAUCUGAUGCAAAACCUUGUUCGAGAUUGAUGAGGCAUACUGCUGGGGUUUUUAGCGUUGGAGGAGCUCUAGGAUUUUGGAUUCUCUGUCGUUUGCAUUACGGUCCUAGAGUGAACGUUCCUCGAAGUCUGAGGUGGGCAGGUACCGGAGCCUUGACUGUAAGUGCAAGCACAGCUUUACUGGUUCGCCUUUUCAGUGCCGAGUGUGAACCCCAAAACAUAGAAGCCUUUGACAAGAAGAGGAAAAAAUAACGGUCAGUGACUAAAACCAUAGCGACUAUAAGGUUGACAGUUGCUACAAAAUGUCGAUUACUUUUGUAAGAUAUUAUUUGUGUUUGCUUUAAAUGACCCAAGCAUGUACGAUAUGAAGUAAAAGGUUGUUUAUUACAUGCUUACCGCCGUCUUACCGGGUAAGAGGUGUUUAUCCGGUCAAAGAUGUUGCUUUCUGC
Messenger RNA from Cynara cardunculus var. scolymus (artichoke), 1049 nucleotides. RefSeq lists its product as uncharacterized. NCBI's taxonomy places the organism in Eukaryota, Viridiplantae, Streptophyta, Magnoliopsida, Asterales, Asteraceae. The record is from RefSeq and is a predicted model, not a curated record. The transcript is spliced from 4 exons. Bases 556 to 852 code for a protein of 98 amino acids.